CCUCCACUUGUACCGUACAUCUUGAUGCUAUAUCCGUCACCGUUAGCCUAGCUCAUUCCGACCCACAAACUCACGACUCAAUCCAACUCCUCACCUCGACCUGUCCUUCGCAACGACUCGAUACUCGCGCACCCUCACUUUCGAGUGGUUCUUGCAUUCUGAGGUCACCUUCCGGGGCACACACACACAAGUCCAAGAUCCUUUAGCUGCAAGCGUAUGCUCAUAUUGCACUCUCACUAAGCUUUGGGGCACAACAUCGCACUUUCUCCUCAUCUGCCAGUCAUGUCGGCUCCUAUUGCCACGCGCAUAGCAAGGCUGGAUCCUCCCAGGACGGCGCUCUUUAUCUGCGAUAUGCAAGAGAGAUUUACUCGGGCUAUUCACAGGUUUGACGCGGUUGAGUCCACUGCUGCGAAGCUGAUCAAGGCUGCCAAUACGUUGGACAUACCCAUUUGGACGACUGAACAGGCUCCCAAGUCGCUGGGAUCGACGGUUCCUGGCCUAGCGGCACUGCCCAAACCAUCGACAAGCAAGACCGUCCCCAAGACGAGAUUCUCCAUGGUCUUGCCCUCUUUGAACGAGUGGUACUCAACUCUCAAAAAUGGCGCACCGACAGGAGUGGUGCUCGUUGGCAUAGAGUCGCAUGUAUGCAUCACACAGACAGCUUUGGACCUUCUCGAGCAGGGCAUCCAGGUCUGGAUACCUGCUGAUGGUGUGAGCAGCUGCAAUGCUGCCGAAGUACCGCUUGCGCUUGCGCGCCUGAAGGAAGCUGGCGCUAUCGUGACAACGUCCGAGUCCAUUCUCUUUGAGCUCAUCAAGGAUGCCGUGCAUCCAAAGUUCAAAGACAUUCAAGCUCUCAUUAAAGAGGAAAAGGCCAACACUACUGAGAAUUUGGAAGCGCUUUCGGGUGCUAGCGGAGAUGGCCAGUGCACCAUCAGCUAGGUCCUCUGAGCCCGCACUACCCAUACCGUCUCCACGUCACCUUACUCUGGUCUGCGAUCAUGCCUUCCCAAUCGAGUUCAUGCCGCCCUAGCUCGCUGGUCGCCGCC
Messenger RNA from Ceraceosorus guamensis, 1046 nucleotides. RefSeq names its product Isochorismatase hydrolase. The record is from RefSeq and is a predicted model, not a curated record. Lineage: Eukaryota; Fungi; Basidiomycota; Exobasidiomycetes; Ceraceosorales; Ceraceosoraceae. The coding region runs from base 283 to 939 and encodes 218 amino acids. The transcript is spliced from 4 exons.